AUGGACCACGUGAGCGUCCUAUCCAGGGAACUGUACCGGGUGGUGGGCGAGGGCGAUCUCGAGGCGACCAAGAGCCUGUUGGCCGACGGAGCUGAUGCCGAGUGGCGGUGCGAGUGGGACGACGGCAAAAAUUGUCUGCAGCUUGCAGCGCUUGCAGGUGCCUCGCACAUUCUGCGGACGCUGCUGGAGACUCAGGCUGUGGACGUUCACGCCCGUGACGGAUCUGGGCGGACGGCGCUUCAUCUGGCGGUGGCCGGCGGAUCAGCCGAAGCCGCCGAGCUCCUGCUCGAUGCCGGCGCCGAGGUGGACGCCAAGGUGUGGGAUAUGUACGAGACGCCGCUGCUGCUGGGCGUGAAGGAGGGCGCGCAAGAGGCGGUGCAGACGCUACUGGAGCGCGGGGCAGACGUCAACUGUGUGGAAAAGACGCUUGGCAUCUGCAACAUGACGCCGCUCCACUGGGCGGCGAAGCUUGGGUUGGAUCAUUCUGCCACGUUGCUGCUGUAUUACGGUGCCAACGUCGAGGCGGCCAACGAUUACAAGGAGACGCCGCUGCAUCUGGCGGCGGCCGAGGGCCAGGUCUCGGCCGCGGGCAUUCUUGUCCGCGCCAAGGCUGAUGUCAACGUGCGCAACGUCGACGGCAAGACCCCGCUGCACCUCGCUGUGGAGAACGGCGAGGUUGAGUCUGCAGAGCUGCUCCUCACUUCGGGCGCCCACGUUGACGCCCGUGACAAGAACGGCGAGACGCCGCUCCACGCCGCCGUCCACCACAACCAGCUUCCGGCUGUCCUGCUCCUCCUCGAGCACGGCGCGGCGCUGGAUGAGCAGGACUCACGGGGAUGGACCCCGCUCCACACCGCGGCAUGGACCGGCAAGCCGCGCAACGUCAAGGUCUUGCUCGACAAGGGCGCCGACGUCAACCAAGUUGACCGUAAGGGCGCAACCGCCCUGCACUACGCGGCCCAGUAUGCCCGAGGCGAGUGCGUGGACAUUCUGAUUGCCGCCGGCGCCUCGCUCGCCCAGCAAGACGCGGACGGGCACACACCGAUUGACCACGCCUUUGACAAAGGCCAUGUUCAGCUCGUUAAUCUCCUCACCCAGCGGAUGAAAGCCCGCGACAUGACCGACGCCUACGUUGUCGACUUGCUCAAGCAGCGCCAGCGAGUCCGCGACCGCAACGUGGCACUCGCCUCCAAGCUCAUUAAGCGGGCAGGCGGGCCUCACGCGAGCGACGGCAAUGGGCUGCACUCAUCCGGGGCGCCAAAGCCACGCCCGCCAGCGGGCGCGCGGCCAUCGUCGGCCUCGGCGUUGGCGUCGGGUGCGCGCGGCGCACGCUCGCUCCGUCGCCCCAAGUCUGCCGCCGAUGACAGCGGGCGGCGAGGCCGGCCGCGCGGGCGGCUGGGCUCGACCCGCAGCCGGGUCCCGACCUCGCGCUUUGAGGCUCCGGAGCUCCCGCCGCUGUCGUCGACCCAGGUCGGCUCGCUCUCGUCGUCGCUCCUCCGUCCGCCGCGCCGCUCGCCGUACUACGCACCCAAGACAGCUGCCACGCUCGAGGCGCGCCGGCUCGAAGCCGAGGCCAAGGUUCAGAGCGAGAUGCGGCGGUGGAACCGGGCACAGGCUGCAGCGCAAGCAUCGGCGGUGGAAGCACAGGUGCCAGCCUCGCUGCCGGCGACUGGGAGGGCCGGUGACGAGUCGCUGGCUACUCUUGAGGCCGAGGCCGAGAUUGAGCGGCUCAAGCUCGAGCUCGCUGAGACCAAGCGUCGCAAAGUGCUCAAGUACGAGAAGCGGCAGCUAGAGAUGUCGCGCGAGCUACGGAGGCUCAAGCGCGAGCUGCAAGAGCGUGAGGACGCAGCCAAGGCUGUCGGCGUCUCGGUUGCCAACUCGGACACGCUCUCUAUGGACUCCUCGUCGUUCUCGCAAAUGUCCAAGAAGGAGCUCCGCGAACGCAACAAGCUGCGACGCAAGCUCUCGCAACUCCGCACGGCGCACGCGUCGGCGCUACAGGAGCGCAACGAGAAGAGCGAAGAGAACAAGAAGCUUACUAAGCAGAUGAAGGACUUGCGUAAGCGACUCCGGGUCCAGCAGGACAUCCUUCGCUCGAAGAACGCCGCGCUCAAGGACAAGGAGGGCCAGUUGCGCUCCAAGCACUCUGAGCUCCAGUCUGCGCGAACCUCGGCGCCGCACGCCGCGGCCUCACACAGUGUUGUCACUGUUGACACGUUCCUCCCGACGUGGCUCACGGCGCGGCGCUUCCGGAUGAAAAACCCGCGACAGGCGUCGUACCGGCCAGAAGAGUCGUACUCGAAGCUCUCCACAAUUGUCGGCCUCCGCCGGCGCAAGCGUAUGAUGCCAACUCAUCUCAACGCCACGGAGCGCCGACAGGAAGAGCUUGCUCACGUUCGCGAGGAUAUGACCGACAUGCUCUACUUUAUGGUCCACCACGUCGACGACUUUGCUCGUGCCGAGGCCUUCCAGCGCAUGCAGGACGAGACGGCGGCCAAGCAGGCCGAGUACGAUGAGGCGCUGGUGGCCAAGCAAGAGCAAGAGGCCCGCAUUGAGGAACUCCUUGCCGAGCUCGCUGCCGAGGAGGCCGAACUCGAGGGCCAGCGCCACAAGCUAAUCGAGGGCAUGACCCACGAGUUCCUCGCCUUUGCCGAGGACGCCGACACCAAGGCCGAGCCGCUCACCGAUCCGGAUCCCAAGCGGUCGAACAAGCUCUCCAAGGGCGCCCUCUACCGGCGCAAGAAGCGUCGCAAGCCACAGUCGUCGUCGGUCUGUGCCGUCAUGUAG
Molecule: messenger RNA, 2787 nt
Organism: Thecamonas trahens ATCC 50062
Lineage: Eukaryota; Apusomonadida; Apusomonadidae
Exons: 2
Coding region: 1-2787 (928 amino acids)
Molecular function (GO): protein binding
Source: RefSeq, a predicted model, not a curated record